AUGUACAUAAGCGAAGUAUGCAUUGAAGGCUUUAAGUCGUACGCUAGCCGCGUUACACUCAGCAACUUCGACCAAUGCUUCAACGCCAUAACUGGUCUGAAUGGCAGUGGAAAGUCGAACAUCCUCGACUCCAUUUGUUUUGUGCUGGGCAUCAAAAACUUGAGUCAGGUCCGCGCAACAAGCCUCCAGGAACUUGUAUACAAGCAGGGACAAGCGGGCAUAACUAAGGCGACCGUAUCUAUCACAUUUCGGAAUGAUGACCCUAAGAAAGCCCCAACUGGCUUUGAGGACAAGGAGACAAUAUCGAUCACACGUCAGGUCGUAAUUGGCGGGCGGAACAAGUACCUUAUCAAUGGAGUGUCAGCAACCGAGACGCGUGUUGCUGACCUGUUCCAGUCAGUACAACUGAAUGUCAACAACCCGACCUUCCUAAUCAUGCAAGGACGCAUCACAAAGGUGCUCAACAUGAAGCCGCCGGAGAUCCUGUCCCUGCUCGAAGAGGCCUCCGGCACCAAGAUGUACGAGAAAAAGAAGCAGAAUGCGCUCAAGACACUGGAGAAGAAGCAGGCGCGAUUGGAGGAGAUCGACCAUGUAGGUUGA
This is a messenger RNA of Volvox carteri f. nagariensis, 600 nucleotides long. RefSeq names its product structural maintenance of chromosomes protein 2 (gene smc2). The transcript has 5 exons. The record is from RefSeq and is a predicted model, not a curated record. Bases 1 to 600 code for a protein of 199 amino acids. Lineage: Eukaryota; Viridiplantae; Chlorophyta; Chlorophyceae; Chlamydomonadales; Volvocaceae. Gene Ontology annotation, molecular function: ATP hydrolysis activity; ATP binding.